Molecule: messenger RNA, 4360 nt
Organism: Petromyzon marinus (sea lamprey)
Lineage: Eukaryota; Metazoa; Chordata; Hyperoartia; Petromyzontiformes; Petromyzontidae
Biological process (GO): regulation of transcription by RNA polymerase II
Cellular component (GO): nucleus
Molecular function (GO): DNA-binding transcription factor activity, RNA polymerase II-specific; protein binding
Source: RefSeq, a predicted model, not a curated record
GAAACGGCUGUACGCCGUUUGGACCUGAAAACUCAAUGUCCCUUUAUAAGAAUACGGGUAACCCGUACGGGUUGACAGUAAUAGAAUACAUUUCUCAAUUACCGAGUGAUCUUUUUUUCACGCAUUUCGGAUGUAAAAAUACCUGACCUAGUCUUGACUGGGCCAUUUUUUGGAACCCCAAAAAUAACAUCCGCUGAUCAGAUGUAAAAAAAAAUCCCUUAAGACCAGGCCAUGUUGAUAAGUCCAUUAUAAAAUGUAUUAAUGACAAAAAUAGAAAGCUAUUUUAAUCCUCCGAGUGGAAUUAAAUAGCCUACUUUCAAUUAAAUACAUUAGUGAGAGUGGCUGGAUGGUUUCAUAAUAAUACAACCGGCGAGGUAGCCAAAAGGAUUGUGCGAGUCAGCGAGCGCAUCAUCCCUCCGGAGUCGAUAAAUCUAGUACCACUUCGUGGGGUAGUCAACAGCGGUUGUCCUAUGGAGAGACUCCCACCCAAGACUGUCUCAUCAGCUGAUGAGGACCCGAGUAAACACAGGACGUUGGGCCAACGUUGGUCCAACGGUUCCAAUCCCACGCUGGCUUUUGUUUACUGGGGCCACGUUGUUUUAACUGUUUAAUGCUCUUUUUAUUAUGACCCAGGAUAGCUUCAGUGUCUUCGAGACCUUUCCAGAAGGGGUUGGGGUGGUGGGUCCCUGCACUGACCAUCCGGCCAUCGUGGUCAAAAGUAACGAUCUAAUAACUCGCACGACCUGGAUUGACCUUGGAACCGACGAUGGCGAUAACGUUUGCUGCUGCUGUUGCUGGUGUCAAGUGACUCAUCUUGUCCCACGACGAGCAGUGGAGUGACCAUGGCUGAUAUUUGACAAAACACGUUGAUGCCGAUUGCUGAGAGCAACAAAAGUGAGCCGUCUUGUACAUCACGCAGACGCCCCCGCGAGUCGCGCAUCCCUGUGCCGGGGCCCCCGCGCUCGCUCUGAGCUGGGCUCCCCGCACCGGGAGAUUUCUCUCUUCUCGCCUUUCUCACAGAUUACUCGCCUCGUCGGCGCCCCAUUCAAGCGCAACAACGAACCCUCGCCGCUCGCUGCUUUGCACGCUUAGCGGGGACUGCGGGAGCGCCGUGAAGAUGAUUAAACUGGAGAAUCAGACCCUGAAGGCAGAGAGGGUGGAAGAUCUGCCGGUGCCAGAGUACACGCUGCGAGAGGAUGUGGAGCAGCACGCGGCGCGGCUCACGCAGCAGCUGAACGAGCAGCGCCUGCAGCAGCCACACCUGUGCGACGUGGACGUGGUUGUGGUGGAGGGCACCGGCGCUGGACACAAGCACAAGAACAAACAGAAGCAGCGGCAGCACAAGUUCCCCGCUCACCGGGGCGUGCUGGCUGCAGGGAGCCGUUUCUUCGGCGGCCUCUUUGCGACCGAGGGCCUCAAGCCGUCCGUCGGUCGUGGCCGCCAGCGCCUGGAACUGCGCCUGCAAGAAUUGUCGGCGCGCGGCUUCCAGCACGUGCUGGGCUUCAUCUACACGGCCAAAGUGCACGUCGCCAAAGGCAACGUGCAGGAUGUGAUGAGCACAGCACGCGCCUUGCACCUCGACCAGCUUGCAGAGUCCUGCCAGAAGCUGCUCAAUACGCGGGCCUUUGAUGUGGCGGACUCCAACAUGGCCAGCGCGGAGGGCCUGACCAACCCGGGGCAGUCCGCGGAGGGGCAGCAUGCGCAGCCCCAUGAAGACAACGACAUCAUUUACCAUGGCGAUGCAGAAGACUCCGAUUCGGACGCGUCGACCAAAGCAAAAAACUCUGACAGCGACAGAGACUGGGAGAGCGGCGGGGAUGAUGAAGAUGAUGACGAGGAGGAGGAGGACGAUGAUGAGCAGAACUUUGACUAUGGAUUGCGUCGCAGCACCAGGUCCUAUCUGCAUCCAGAUGACAAGCAGAUCAUUGUGGAGUUGAAUCUAAAUAACCAGACUCUACAUGUCUCACAGGGCUCCGGAGAUAUAAUCACAAGCAGAUCUAAAGGCAAGCGGAAGAAAGUAAAGAAAGAGGUGAAGGAAGAGUUAAAUGAGGAAAUCAAGCAGGAGGAACUGGGCAGCGAAGAUGAAAAGAAACACCGACCCCGCCGCGGUCGCCCUCCUCUCACCUCCAAGGACGUGCGGAGGAGAGGCAAGAGGAAGAGGCCCCCCGUGACACCUCGGAAGGUGAAGAAGAUUGAAGAAAAGGAACGCUUCCCUUGCAGCAAGUGCAAGCGGGUCUUCAAUAACAAGAUCUACUUACAGAAGCACCUGACUGUGAGCCACAAGAGAAGCCACGUGUGUGAGAGGUGCGAAAAGAGGUUCGUGAAGGAAGAGGAGUUGCGGCUCCAUCAGCAAACGGACUGUGAGAAGAGCAUUCAGUGUGUCACAUGUGAGAAGCAAUUUAAGAAACUCUGGUACCUUCAGCAACACAUUAAGACAGUGCACAGUCUCACAGAGAGGAGUGUGGCCUGUGAUAUCUGUGGUAAAAAGUUUUACACUGUGGCUCAAGUUAAAAAACACUUGGUUGCGCACCGUGAGGAUAUGCCGUACACAUGUGAGACAUGCGGAAAAUCUUUCAAGCGCAGCAUGUCUCUUAAAGUUCACAGCAUGAAGCAUACUGGGCUCAGACCGUACAAGUGUAAGUUUGAGAGCUGUACGGAGUGCUUCAUGUACCGAUACCAGCUGAGAAACCACAUGAGCGUGCACCUAGGCCACAAGGAGUUUAUGUGCCAAUGGUGUGGAAAGGAUUUCAGCAUGAAGCAGUAUUUUGACGAGCACUUAAAAGUACACACUGGAGAGAAGCCCUACAUCUGUGAGGUGUGCGGCAAGAGUUUCACGAGCCGGCCCAACAUGAAGCGGCAUCGGCGCACACACACCGGGGAGAAGCCGUACUCGUGCGACGCCUGCGGGCAGCGCUUUCGCUUCUCCAACAUGCUGAAAGCACACCGCGAGCGGUGCCAGCUUGCCGUCGAGAAGAUCAACAUGGACGUGCACAUUGCGGCAAAUCUGUGACGCGCCGUCACUCCACCAGUGUCAGAGUGGCCUCGGGUCGUAUGGUUGCGUUCUUUUUAAGGAAGGUUUGUUUAGAGACACAAAAAUUGCCACGUUUGUUAAAGAGGAUUCAUAUACAUUCCUUUUUAUGCAAUAUUAUGAACCCAACUUUUAUUAUCCCUAGUCCAUUGAGCCUGAAUCUCCAAAUAAAGCUGUAAUUUAUUCAUGGUCCAUGGUGUUUUGCCAUCUGGCAGCGAUAAGGGUUACAGGCUUUUUUUUAAAUAAAAGAUCAUGUUCGUAUACUGCUGCUACUUAAAAUGAAUUAAUUUUCUUCUACUUUGCAUAGGAAAUAUUUGCUGUUGUUUAUUCAGUAGCACUUACCAUAUGUUAUUAUUUGUGUUCAUGACCUGGACACAUGUUAUGUUACAUUUAUAUCAUACUUCAUCGUAUUUAAGAAAAAUAUUUUUUUAGGUUACGUAAACUUAAUUAGAUGAUUUUGCAGGCACUUUGUACUUUGCUGUACUGUUAGCGCAUACAACUUAGGCCUUUGUCAUAGGAUUUCCCAAAAAAAUGGUUUGACCAUUUGAGGAGUGAAAACAACUGGUUGUGCCUCAAACACAACGUGAUUAUUAUUAUUGAGACACCUUGAAUAAUAUAUACUAAUAGCAUUGUACCAGAAUAGGUACAUAAUAUAUGCCAAAAUGGCUUUUUAAUUUUUUUACGUAUUUGCAGUACAGUAUUCAAACAGCCGUUUAAUGCUUUGACGUAUUAUUGCUGCAGAUAGACUCGUGCAGUAAUGUAUUCAUCUAUUUGCAUUUCAUGCAUUUCUGUAGUUUCCCCACGCAGAAAUUAGUGUUACAAAAAUUCUUGAAACAGGUUGAUUAAGCCUCCUUACAAUCAGUGUAUCAUACGGAUGUCUUAUUAUUGCUAAGUAAACACACCCUGUUUAAGCUGUACCUAAAGGCUAUCAGUGCAGGGGUGUUUGCAAAGUACUUUGAGCAUUUUUAACCCAUGUAAAGCACUACUUGCCAUUGCACCCUGUAAUUAGUGUAUGCUGCCACGGUUUUAAUACUGCCGGCUCACAGGAAUAACGUGUUAAGCAAUGUAAUUGGAAACGGCGUUUUAAACAACACAAAACAUGACUUAGUGAUGUUCAACAGAUGCUGAUUAUACCAUUAGAGAAUGUGACUGUGAUGUAAUGUAAUUGGAAUAGAACCGUUUUUAUUUCUUAUUGUAAUCAUGUAAUGAAUGUGUUAAUUUUAUUUUGUUAUCGAACAGUAUAAAGAUACUGUGAACUUUUUGUAUGUCAAUCAUCUUUGUAAACAGAAUAUUGAUUCAUGCACAAAAUACAAUAAAAUUAAAUCAGUUAAA